AUGUAUCGCGACAUCUCGAAUAUCGUAGCGACUGAAACACGAGGCGGCCUGGUGCAGCACAUUCAGUUGUCUGAGAACAUCACAAACGAGAGAUUCAGCUGGGUUCCAGCUGCCAUGCUAUCCGAAGGAAGCACGAGGGAUGGAAUACUGCCAGAUGCCCAAGCCUUGACAGGGGAAGUCGAGAGGCAGAGGUCGGAUUCGAAGCACGGACAUUCCGCUGUAACACGCUUUCGGUGCAUAGCUGCCAUCCUACCUGAAGGAAGCAAGGAGGUUGAGAUAAUGCCAAGCUGUCCAGGCCUAGACGGCAGCAGUUGA
Messenger RNA from Opisthorchis viverrini, 315 nucleotides. RefSeq lists its product as hypothetical. NCBI's taxonomy places the organism in Eukaryota, Metazoa, Platyhelminthes, Trematoda, Opisthorchiida, Opisthorchiidae. The coding region runs from base 1 to 315 and encodes 104 amino acids. The transcript is spliced from 3 exons. The record is from RefSeq and is a predicted model, not a curated record.